Molecule: messenger RNA, 2310 nt
Organism: Chelonus insularis
Lineage: Eukaryota; Metazoa; Arthropoda; Insecta; Hymenoptera; Braconidae
Exons: 5
Coding region: 297-1001 (234 amino acids)
Source: RefSeq, a predicted model, not a curated record
UGGAUUCUCUUUAGUUUUUCCCUCACUCGACUAUCCAGAUACCAAGCUUCCAGCCGUGGUGUUCUUUUACUCACGGCCGAUCCUACAGUCAACCUCUGAGCAUCCACCUGCACGGACGGAGGUACUCGACCUCACGGCAUCCGGCGUAGUGACAUGAACGGCAUUUCGUGACUUUUAUCUUGUGUUUUUGCCUUUUUUUGGCACUUUUUAUCUUUCAAACAUAUUUUUUAUCGUGUAAAGUUCUACUUUAACUAAUUAAUUAUUUAAAUAAAAAGUAUCAAAAUAAGUUAACCAAAAUGUUGCUUUAUUCAACGGUGAGAAGCUUAUUUAGCUUUUUCUUGAUUAUUUUGAUAAGUCAAGAUCUGGUGAAAGCUUCUCAAAAAUGCAAAGGAAAUGGAGUUGGACUCAAAUAUCUUUGGGGAGAUGCUCUAACCGAUUCCAGCGAUUGUAUAGGACCAAAUAAUAUUCCUUAUCCUUCAGCUGCAAUAACCCGGAGCUUUAAAAGCUUAUGGACAGGAAAUAGUCGAACAGGAAGGGCAUUUUCUCAGAACCGGGUGACAGAUCCAGAAGUGACAAGACAAACCCUUUUACAUAAUUAUAAAGUAUCUCGGGAUGAUUACACUCUAAGCAACGACCGGAACGGUCGAAGUUUCAGUUCGAAAGAGACUUGUGGAUCACCCAGUAGACUUUGUAAAACCCGCUAUAACACCACGGCACCGAUGUACGGGGUCAGUCUCACCAGCGGGCAACCAGUUACAAUUGUGCAAAAAUUCCCCGACCUACUGCAGCAAGUCGUCUUCGAGGUUUGCGAGUCCAAAGAGUGUGAUGUAGUACAUGGGGAAUGUACUCAAACAUAUGUUCCUUAUUUAUUUCUGGUAAUACCAUUGGGCCCGGUUACACUAACAGGCCAAGAUUAUGUCCUCGUAGAAAGUGGAUGUGUUUGUAAACCGAAGAAUUCAAUGAUAACAGCAUCAGAAGCACCAUUAAUACCCAACUUGUAAAAAUAUUUAUUUUAAUCAUAAGAUUAAUGAUGAUAAUGAUGAUGUUCAUAAUUAUUUACUGCAAAGUAAAUCAAAAAUGUAACGAUGUCACCUUUCUGUGAAAGGAACAUUGCUCAAAUUGGAGUUACUAUGUAUUUGUCGAGUAAUUUUAUUUACUUAUCUUUUUUCUACCAUAAUCACGCGGUUCUUGACCCAAACAAUCCUCGAGGAUCACUGACGCGUAUUUCCCACGCUCAAUUCUCUACUCUACGAAUUACUUCGUAUGCGACUUGUAACGGUCCUUGCGGAAAUUGCAAUGAUAACUAGUAAAGUAGGAAGAAGAGAGUAUGGGAAGGGCAGAAAAAAAAUAAUAGUAAGACUAUUAACAACAAUAACUCCGUCUUAGAUGCCUGAUAAAUUCUGAAAAGAUAUCCGGUGUUUUAAAAUGAAAGACCCAGAAGAUAAAGAAGAAGAAGAUUUUAAAAGUGUUAAACAAUAUUAAAUUUAAUAAAUAUAUUAAAUGAUAUAAAGAAUAAAUAAAGACUGUUAUUUUGAAUAAAAAUGUGUUAAUGGAAUGUGUAGAAAAGAACCAAGUCAGGUCGCUUACAUACGCUACUGGCCCGCUUAUUUAAAACCGGACUUUGGAGACGUGGAAGGACUAAGUAAAGCCGCGCCUACUGAGAAGCCGAUGAACGAUGGAUAAUCAUUGAAGGAAUUGAUGAGAGAAAGAGGGGAAGACUGAUCAGAUGAUCCUCUUACUUAAGCGAACCUGUGUAAAUUCUCUUUUCUUUAAGUGGACGUGCUUGAAUAGACUCAACUUGGCAUUGCCGGCCGAAUGGUUCGCACUAUGAAUUCCAAUGAAUGUAAUGAACCGUUAUUUCUCUACAAGAUCAUUCACCUUGACUUACGCAUCAGUGAAUCGCUGUGAAUCAUCAAAAUUGACGUGACACAUUAUCAAUAAUGAUUUGCAUUCAUAGACUCAUUAAUAUUCUAAUUUACGAGAAGUUUAUAUAUUUUGUGUAUUGAAGCGAAGAAAGAGGAUUAUGUUACAAUGAUCUUUAAAAAAAUUUCCAAUUUUAAAGUUUUAUUUUUCAAAAUUCUGUUUUUUUUGCUCAAUUUUAUACAUGUUACAUUAAUUUUAUUCUUCUUUUAUUUAAUUAUGAUGUUUAUCUUUUUUUUCGCUUCAAAGGAGAUGAGAUGUUUAAUAAUUAUGGAUUAUCGAUAAACACUAGGGCAUGAAUAUUAUUUCUUGUAAUUAUAUUUAUUAUUAUGAUGCAAAAACAUGAAUUUAUUAUCGCAUAGAGGUUUGUGCUGCUGUAUCAAUUUUCGU